CCUAAAAAAUUUAAGCAAAACAAAAAAUUUGAGUUUGAGAUUCACGUCACAGCACAACAGAUGAAGGAUCUGAGCCGCAAUUACUGGAACUGAACAGAGUAGUAUUUUUUCAGUGCAUUCUAGUUGUUAGGCAAAAAGUUGUUGAAUGGAGGUAAUUUUAAGGGAGAAGGACGCAGGUGAGUGGGUUUACCGAGGCGAAGGAGCUGCCAAUCUUGUUCUCGCAUACACCGGAUCAUCUCCUACGUUUAUUGGGAAAGUGAUGCGCAUUCGUAAGUGUCCAAGGAAUGGCGCAGAGGGUAUGUGUAUGAGGAGCCCCUCUGCUUUGACUGCGCACGAGCGCCUCCUCUGGAAAGACGUUGAUGAACUCAUUUCAUCUUCGGACAAUGAAAUUGCAUGCCAACUAUUUUCCCACCACGUUAUGAAGCCAUUGCUUGGUCCCAAAUAUAUUGAUGCUGGGAUGCUUGUUGGGGUGUCAAGGGAAUUUCUCGAAUUGGUUGAAAAGAAUGUAAUUCGUCAACGUCCUGCUUGGAGAGUUGAUAAUGCUCAGGUCGACAUGCAUCGUGAUUCUGUGCUUCUCAUGUCUGAUCACUCACUCUUCACUCAUGGUAAUCUAGUAUCUAUCCCCUGCAUAUCUGUUGAGAUAAAGCCCAAAUGUGGAUUUAUUCCUCUUUCAAGAUUCAUAUCUGAAGGAACUGCUAUCAAAAGGAGGAUAACUCGCUUUCAAAUGCACCAAGCUCUGAAAUUGCAUCAAGGAGAGAUAUCACUGCUAAGUGAAUACAAUCCUCUUGAUCUGUUCUCUGGAUCAAAGGAAAGAAUUUAUAAAGCUAUCAAGGAUCUCUUCACUACACCUCAAAACAAUUUUCGUGUAUUUAUGAAUGGCUCUCUCAUAUUUGGUGGUCUGGGAGGUGGUGCAGAAGAUACAAACUUUGGUAUUGCUAAAGCAUUUGAAGAUGCACUUAAGUCUGUCAUUCAAGCUGAUAAUGGUCUGUGUACAGAGAACUUGCUUACUAUUGUUGCUGAGGCUGUGCAAAAAUCGGGAGUCCUUGAUCGACUCCUGGAUGUUCAGAAGCUUGAUAAUGUUGACAUAGAAGGAGCCAUCCAUGCUUAUUAUGACAUUACUCAUCAACAGUGCAUGAUAUGUAGAGAAUUGAGUGAAGAGCAACUGAAAAGAUAUACCUCUUUGCAUUCUGCUACAUUGGAUGAAAGCUUGAGAAUUGUAAAGGACUACUUAAUAGCAGCAACUGCAAAAGACUGCAGUUUUAUGAUAUGUUUUAGACCAAGGAAAGCGGGGGAUUCUGGAUCUGGAUCUAUAUACAGUAACAUAUAUCUUGAGUCAACUAAGCAAACCUUUGACUUCAAGGUGUAUUUCAUUGACUUGGAUUUGAAGCGAAUGAGUAAAAUGGAAGAAUAUUAUGAAUUAGAUAAGAAGAUAGUGAGCUGCUACAAAGAAAUGAUCAAAAUGGACCAGGGAAGAAACCCACAAACUUGCAAUCCUCUUAAACUGCAUACUGAGAUUUAGCAGGCUCUUACAGAUGACACUUGAGGAAGAUUGCAUUGUGUAAUGCUGUAAACAGUACUCGGAAUUUGGCAAAACAAAGCCUAUUUAGAGACCGUGACUUCAGCUCAGAUCUGGUUUUUCCUUUGGUCAGCCUAGUUUUGCCGUGGCUUGACUGAUGAUCUGUGUACCAUACAUUGAGCUCAUGAGAUAUUUCAAGAAGACUAGCGUCAGUAAAACUGUUCCGUUCAAGGUGCACGCAAAAGCAACUUGUAAAGGCAUUAAUUCCAUUGUCCUCAAACGGGUUCAAGAUCAUGGUAACAGUGACUGGCGAAGCCAAUGCAGUGAGGAUCAUCAAGGAAAAAGAAUCAGCAGAAAUUGAGUAGAGGCGCUGCCAGGGAAAAGAUGAUGGAUGAGAGAAAAGGUGCUUUCAUGUCAGAGAUGUGAUGUAUGGUAUAUAUGAUUGCUGAAGAUGGUUACAGUUACUGUUCUAUUAUGUAAUUAACUCACUCUAAUCGGCGUGCUUGUUGUACCAUUAUCAAUCAUUUUGCCAAGCAAAAUAAUGUCUAUAUUAACUGGUAGCAUUUUUUUUA
Molecule: messenger RNA, 2088 nt
Organism: Glycine soja
Lineage: Eukaryota; Viridiplantae; Streptophyta; Magnoliopsida; Fabales; Fabaceae
Product: inositol-pentakisphosphate 2-kinase-like
Exons: 10
Coding region: 146-1519 (457 amino acids)
Biological process (GO): inositol phosphate biosynthetic process
Cellular component (GO): nucleus
Molecular function (GO): ATP binding; inositol-1,3,4,5,6-pentakisphosphate 2-kinase activity
Source: RefSeq, a predicted model, not a curated record